AAUCUACUUCAGAAAUUGCAAUGAUUGAUUGACUAACAGACACUAACAACUGACUAGUGGCCAGCUAUCUAUUCAAAGCUACCCAAGAUCCAAACACAAUCAUCAUCAUCCUUAUUAACAAACUCAAAGAUGGCUGAGGGAGAAGCAACAGAAGCUUUGAAAUCUCUUGAAGAUUUUGAUCCUCAAAACAAGUCCAAAAGGAACAAGUUCUCUUUUACGUGUGCUAUCUUGGCUUCUAUGACUUCUACCUUACUUGGAUACAAUAUUGGUGUGAUGAGUGGAGCAGCCAUCUAUAUCAAAAGAGACCUUAAAGUAACCCACCUAAAGAUCGAAAUUCUCCUAUGCAUCAUAAAUAUUUACUCCCCCAUAGGCUCUUACAUAGCAGGGAGACUCUCCGAUUGGAUUGGUCGGCGUUACACAAUUGUUCUCGCCGGAGUAAUUUUCUUCGUCGGAGCUAUCCUUAUGGGACUUUCCAUGAACUAUGCACUAUAUGCCUUGCGAUCGUUCAUCUUAGGGCUUGGUAUUGUAUAUAGUAUAGCUAUUGUAGUUGUCUUCUUCUCUAAGAAUGAUAAAUAUUCUAAAGGUUCUAAAGAAACAAGCUAUUUUCAGGUAAUUUUGAAUGGAGGUAUUUUAGUCGGAUACAUCUCAAACUAUGGAUUUUCAAAGCUGCCACUCUGUUAUGAUUGGCGAGUGAUGCUUGGAAUUGGUGUCAUCCCUUCUAUAUUCCUAGCCAUAGCUGAAUUAGCCAUGCCAGAGUCGCCGAGAUGGCUCGUUGCCGAGGGCCGAUUAGGGAAAGCCAAAAAAGUUCUCUAUAAAAUCUCUGAUUCUAAAGAAGAAGCUCAUCAAAGAUUAAAUGAUAUUAAAUAG
Molecule: messenger RNA, 867 nt
Organism: Lathyrus oleraceus (garden pea)
Lineage: Eukaryota; Viridiplantae; Streptophyta; Magnoliopsida; Fabales; Fabaceae
Product: polyol transporter 5
Exons: 4
Coding region: 130-867 (245 amino acids)
Biological process (GO): transmembrane transport
Cellular component (GO): membrane
Molecular function (GO): carbohydrate transmembrane transporter activity
Source: RefSeq, a predicted model, not a curated record